Apis cerana (Asiatic honeybee) is the source of this 1027-nucleotide messenger RNA. RefSeq lists its product as uncharacterized. The record is from RefSeq and is a predicted model, not a curated record. NCBI's taxonomy places the organism in Eukaryota, Metazoa, Arthropoda, Insecta, Hymenoptera, Apidae.
GUGGUCAACAAUCGGUCCACUUUAACGUCGGUGGACGAGUAGGAUUUUCCGGGGAGUGGGCCAGCAGCCACGGCGAAAGUGGCGGUAUAUAUGCCAGUGAUUGGUCCGAUGUAGCCUCAGUGUGCACCUUCGAACGAUACCAUGAGCACUCCGCAGAAGCUCAUAAUACUCGCCCUAGUGGCGACAGCCCUGGCCGGCGAUGCCAAGGAGACGAACACGAAGCCGGCCGUAGCCGAGACGAAGGAAAAGAGUAAGCGAGGAUUGGAGCUGAGUCUUGGGGGUGGCGGAGGGCUGGAGAGUUACGGCGGGGGCCUGGAACACGGUUACGGCGGAGGUUUGAGCCACGGCGGAGGUUUGAGCCUCGGCGGAGGCCUCGGCGGAGGCCUUGGCGGAGGUCUAGGUGGAGGAUUCGGCGGCGGAGGUGGAGGUGGAGGCGACGGAGGCCGCAUAACGGGCAUCACGAUCCACAGAGAGAACCAAGUCCGUGUGCCCCAACCGUACCCGGUCGAGAAAAACGUACCUGUACCGUAUCCAGUCCCGGUUAAAAUUCCCGUGGAGCGGCCAGUCCCGGUGCACAUACCGAAACCGUACCCAGUCCCUGUAGAGAAGACGGUCCCAGUUCCAGUGGAGAAACCGGUCCCGGUGCCGUACACCGUGCCCGUCAAAGUGCCCGUCAAGGUGCCUUACCCGGUCAGCGUGCCAGUAAAGGUCCCAGUCGCGAUCGAGAAGGAGGUCCCUUACCCAGUCAAGGUCCCUGUCGUUGUCAAGGAGUCAUAUCCAGUUCUGAUUAGCGGUGGCGGCGGCGGCGGUGGUGGUUUAGGAGGUGGUUUCGGAGGCGGACACGGGGGUGGAUUCGGAGGUGGUCACGGGGGUGGAUUCGGAGGUGGACACGAAUUGUCACUCGGGUUACAUCAUUGAUAUGGAUGAACGUCGCCGAUUUGUGCGGUUGUUCGUCCACACUUUUAUAUUUGUAUAUAUAACGAUUAUAUUUUUUUAUGGAAAAUAAAUAUUAAAUUAUUAAACGGUG